UUUUUAGUACGUGUUCCGAUGUCGAGUAAUUCGGUUGCGUGACGCUCGCAGCAACAACAAGCCACAAAUACAACACCAACAGCAGCAAGCACAACAUAAAUUUAAAUAAUAAAACAGCCCCACAACCACAAAUACUGCAUCGCAAUGAAAUAAACAACUAUCGCAUAAUGCCAGCAACCAAAUUUUUUGAAAGUGCUAUCUGUGUUUGUUCCUAGAAUUAAUCAAAUCAAGUCUAUAAUAUAAGUCGCGAGAAACCAUGCCGAAAAAUCGAAAAUAAAAUCCUCAAAAAAUAUCUACAAAAAUUCUAAAAAAAAAUCACUAAAAAUCCCCAAUAAAUCUCAACAUAACCAAAUAAAAAUUAAUUACUUUUUUUGUUAUUGUGUGUGCCUGUGUUAUUGUGUGUGUUGGCCAACUUCCUGUGCAACCGGUCUGCAAAAGAGAAAUAUCCAGCCCAUUCAUUCAGCAUCCGACGCUAGUUGCACCUGCAACAAAAAAGAAAAAAAUAAAAAAAAAAAUACGCAACACAACUAAAAAACGAAAGAGAAGCGUUCUCUAGAAGUAGAAGUUGGCGACAUAAACCCGUUCUUUGAGUGGAGGAAACAGCAGCGCCUCCAAGGCCAAACACGAUAUCCACUUGGUCACAACAAUAACAACAACAACAAAAGAGCCACCUCGCAGGACCGCAGAAAACAAAAAAGCUGAGAAAAAAAACACAGCAGCGAGCAACUUUCCACAUUUUUCCUGGGCAUUUUCCUUUAUGCUGAGUUAACAAUUUGCCGCUGAAAAUGAGAAGAAUGCGCAGCAGUCGCCUCCUGGUGCUGCCACUGAUCCUUGUGCUGAUCCUGACGCUGCUCCUCCAACCGAUUGCCGUCCACGCCAAGUCGAAGAAGAACAAGUCCAGCCAGAGCUCGCACCACAGUGACACAUCCUCAUCCUCCUCCUCCUCCUCCUCGUCGAGUGGCUCCUCAUCGGCGGCAGCGUCGUCCGCGAAUGAUGAGAGCAAACCGAAGGGCGGCGACAAUGGUGGUCAGCACUUUGCCAUGGAGCCGCAGGACCAGACGGCCGUCGUUGGUUCUCGAGUGACGUUGCCGUGUCGGGUCAUGGAGAAAGUGGGUGCACUGCAGUGGACCAAAGAUGACUUUGGCCUGGGCCAGCAUCGCAAUCUCAGCGGCUUUGAACGCUACUCGAUGGUCGGCAGUGAUGAGGAGGGCGACUUCUCGCUGGACAUCUAUCCGCUGAUGCUGGACGACGACGCCAAGUAUCAGUGUCAAGUGGGUCCAGGUCCGCAGGGCGAGCAGGGCAUUCGUUCGCGAUUCGCCAAGCUAACCGUUCUCGUUCCGCCCGAGGCGCCGAAGAUCACGCAAGGAGACUACCUGGUGACCACCGAAGAUCGCGAGAUCGAGCUGGAGUGCGUGUCGCAGGGCGGCAAGCCCGCCGCCGAAAUCACCUGGAUCGACGGACUGGGCAAUGUUCUCACCAAGGGCAUCGAGUAUGUGAAGGAACCCCUGGCAGAUUCGCGCCGAAUCACGGCCAGAUCGAUACUGAAGCUGGCGCCCAAGAAGGAGCAUCACAACACAACGUUCACGUGCCAGGCGCAAAACACCGCCGAUCGGACAUACAGGUCCGCCAAACUGCUGCUGGAGGUGAAGUACGCGCCCAAGGUCACCGUUUCGGUGGUGGGUGGUGCCCUGGCGGGUGGCAAGAUUCCCGAGGGCGCCGAGGUGAUCCUAAGCUGCCAGGCCGACGCCAAUCCGCACGAGCUCAGCUACCGUUGGUUCAUCAACGAUGAGCUAAUGACUGGAGACUUUACCACCAAGAUGAUCAUUCACAAUGUUUCGAGGCAAUACCAUGAUGCCAUAGUCAAGUGCGAGGUGGUCAAUGCGGUGGGCAAGAGCGAGCAGAGCAAGAAACUGGACAUCAGUUUUGGCCCAGUUUUCCGCCAGCGUCCCGUUAGUGUGGAGGCCGAUCUGGGCGCCACCGUGAGCAUGCGAUGCGAUGUGGCUGGCAAUCCGGAGCCCGAAAUCGAGUGGAUCAGCGAGAACUCCGACCAGGUUGUUGGCGUUGCAGCGGAACUGAAGUUGAAGGUGAGCAGCGAAACGGCCGGGCGCUACUUCUGCAAGGCGGUGGUCAAUGGGUUUCCCGAAAUCGGUGCCGAGGCAACGCUCUACGUGAAGAGGGCCCCGAUCAUCACAUCGCACAAGGUGCAGUUUGGCGGAGUUGGUGGUCGCGUGAAGAUCGAUUGCCUGGCCUUCAGCAUACCGAAGGCGGAGCACAUUCUCUGGUCGUUCGAGGGCAAGAUCAUCAACAUGAGCAGCGCCGAUCCGGAUAUAUACAUUUUCGAGGAGCACCAUUUGCCGGAGGGCGUGCGAGCGGCGCUGAUUAUCCGCGAUAGCAAGGCCACACACUUUGGCAAAUACAAUUGCACGGUGAUGAAUUCGUAUGGCGGUGACUCGCUGGUCAUAACGCUGCUCCGCGAACCGGGAAACAUACCCGUCCUGCUGGUCGUAAUGGGCUCCAUGUUCUGCGUGGCCAUCAUUCUGAUGAUCGUGAUGAUCAUCAUCGUGUACCGCAAGCGGCGCAGUCGCAAGAAGCCCAUGCCGGCGGACGUGAUACCGGAGGCGUCGCGCGGCGGCGAUAAGCUGAACGAACUGAAGAGCGAGCUGCGCUCGAAGGCCUAUGACGUGGAGUACUCGGAGGCGGGCGGCGAUGGCCUGGCCAUUAAUCUCACCCAGUCCCCGAUGCCCGAUGUCCAGAUGAAGGGCGCCACACUGGGCGUGCCACUAGCCGGGCCAGUCAAGUUCGACGAGCGCUUCUCGGGCGACUUUGGCGGCGAUCGCUACAAUCGACAGUGCCACAUCAAGAAUCUGAAGAACCAGCAGGAGACCGCCUACAAGGGCAGUCCACAGGCCAAUGGCUAUGCCCACUACUUCGAAUACGCCCUCGACUACAGUCCGCCGGGUGAGGGGGCUGCCGUGGUGGUGGGCGGCGGCAAGGUGAAGAACGGUGGCAUGAACUCGGCCACGCUGCCCCACUCGGCGGCUGCCUCCGUGAAUGGGGGCGGUGCUGGCAAUGGGGGCGGGGCCAGUCUGCCGCGCAACCAGCGACACGAGAUUCAACAGUCGCAGCAGGCAAACGGAUUUCUCGGACAACCGCUGCUGCAGAACGGCAUCGAUAGCCGCUUUAGCGCCAUCUACGGUAAUCCCUACCUAAGGACGAACUCCUCGCUCCUGCCGCCCCUCCCGCCGCCGAGCACCGCCAAUCCGGCGGCCACGCCCGCCCCGCCCCCCUAUCAUGCCGCUCGCCACGGCCACGCCCACCACGCCAACGGCGGACUCAAGCAUUUCGUGGGCGGCGCCGUGAUCACCACGAGCCCCGUGGGAAAUGUGAACGUAAACGGGGGCGGGGGCGGCGGCUCGACGCCCAGCGGCGGCGGCGGGGGGGUGGCAGCGGCUGGCAGCGUCAGCGGCAGCAGUUCGAACUUGACCGCCAGCAGCAACACGCUGGCGGCCACGCCCCUAGCGGGCGGCGGCAACAGCGGCCAGUGCGCCCAGAGUCCGUCCGGCCAGUUUAUACUGUCCAACAAUGGGAAAGGACACACGCAGAAAGGACCUCUGGCCACUCAUGUUUAAGCUACGCGAAGGAUAUAUACAUGCAUAUAUAUAUAGUACAUAUAUAUAGAAAGCACUAGCAUAACUCAUAAAUGUAUUUAAAAGCCGAACUUCUAGUGUGUAAACUUUUUUUUGUCCAUCGAUAUUAGCGUAAUUCUGGUUCAAGCGGUGUGGACCACUUUCGAAAAGGUCUUGGGAAGUAAAUGCAACUGACUACGAUAUAUCUGACAUGGCUGAAAUUGUAAAUUUGUAACGUGCAGACCCCAAGAAAAAGAGUUCAACCCUUGAGAAAAAAAAACCUAACCAUGUGUAAAAACGAAAAGCAAAAAACAAAAGAAAACAAAAACCGUAUUGUGAUUUAUAGCGUUAAUUAUUUUAUGGCUGAGCUCGAUGAGUUUCGCAAUGGCAAAUUAUAUCAACUAGUGCAAAUCUUAAGCUACUUAUCGAGUAAAAAAUCGUAUAUCAAUUAAACACGAAACGUAUCGAACAGAAAUGAAACAAAAAAAGAAAAAAACACAAAACACAAAACAACUACAAAACUUCAAAAGUUCAUUUUAAACAGCGAGUUGCAUACAAUUUUAAACAAAACCGAAAAUCAAUUCAAUUAUAUACAUUAUUAAAAACAAAAAGCCUGUAGUUAGUUGGAACUAAAAAAAGGAAAGCAAACGAAAUGCAAAAAGUGCAGUAAAAGCAGCAAGCAAAACAAUUUUCUAAGCCAAAAUGUAUCAAAUUUUUAGACUUAAUUAUACGUAUACAUAAAACGAAACAAACUGAAUGCAGUGAGAGAAACUUUUAGAGUAAGUGCUGUGUUUCACCUGUGACCCGAUCAAAAAGAGCCAAAAGUAAAAAACAUCAAACUACACAUAUGUAUGUGCCAUUACUUUGCACAAACACUCGAAUUGAAUUGAAAUCUAUAUUUUUACGAGAUGCUACAGUAUUAUUGCAAUCUAAUCGAAAAUCCCCAAGCCGCAAAUAGCUGAAAAAGAUGUCCGCAUAUUGGUGUUUAAAUGAAGUAAAUAAAAUUAGAACCACCAAUCAUAAAUAGUUCCCACUUUCCAAACUGAUCGGGUUUCCAGGGCCACAGCAUCCAGCAUCCAGCAUCCAGCAUCCGUGUGAAAACUUGAAUAUUUUUUUGUCUAGCCCUAAGCGAGUAACUGAUAUUUGAACUUAAAUCAAUUAUGUAAAGAAGCAAAUGAAAUAUUGUAUAUCGUAUAUAUAUAUAGAGCAUAAAUGUGUAUGUCAACGCUUGAAUUAAAUGACUAGCUAAGAUUAGAGAGAAUGUUUGUAUUUUUUUUUGUCUGCCUAGUCUAUUUAUAGACGUAAAUGAAGAGUACGUGUAAACAAUUUUAAAGGUAAAAACUUAAAAAGCUUAGAAACAAUUUGUAAAACAUUUGAGCGAUCUACCAAAAAACGCAAGUGAGUGUAAAGCGUUAAAUUUUUAACACGAAAUGCUGCCUUAUGAUUCCUCGUUGGGUUCUUAAUUCACUAAGCCAAUACUGUAAUUAUUUAAUUUAUGCGUUCAUUUUUUUAAAUUUAUUGUUUUUUGGGAACAUAUACAGAAAUAUACAAAUGUAUGUCUCUAGAGUAAUUCUGAAAAUGCUUUAGAUGUUCUUCGUUUAUCCUGAUUUAUACACUCGAAUCUAAUUCUAAUCUAAUUUCCGCGGGCUAAUUGCGCAGAGCUUUUUAACUGGGAUAGCGUUCCGAAAAUCGGAGAUAAGGAUGGUGUUACAUUUUUUGGAUAAUUGUCAAACGAUUCGAUUAAGAGUUCAAUUAUAUAGACGUUACGCGAAACGAAAGUAAUUUCAAAUGAAAUCCUAUUAAGCCAAGUAAAGUAUGAUAAUUGCGAAAAUGCGAAGAAGGUUCGGAAAAUGAAAACUAAGAACGUAUUGCGGGAAAAAGGCGAAGUACGAAAAAACCUAAAUUAAGUCGAGAACAACUCAAAUUAGUUGAAAUAAAAAUACGAGAACAAAAGGAAAAUAAAAUACUUCAAAAUGCUA
This is a messenger RNA of Drosophila sechellia, 5605 nucleotides long. RefSeq names its product kin of irre (gene kirre). The coding region runs from base 786 to 3629 and encodes 947 amino acids. The record is from RefSeq and is a predicted model, not a curated record. Gene Ontology annotation, cellular component: cell-cell junction; plasma membrane. The transcript has 6 exons. Gene Ontology annotation, molecular function: cell adhesion molecule binding. Lineage: Eukaryota; Metazoa; Arthropoda; Insecta; Diptera; Drosophilidae. Gene Ontology annotation, biological process: cell-cell adhesion.